GCUAACGAACGGUUGAGCGUAGCGUCGAGUAGACCGCAUCCCAAGUAUAACGUACGUAUUCACGAGGACCUCCUCUAUACAUCGUCGUGGAAAAAGCAGCGUGUAUGAAGCCGCUUGUGCUACCAGGAGUACUAGUAGUGAUCGUGUAGUGCGCCGGCUGGACAAGAGAAACGUGGUGUGACAGUGAGAACACAGUAGCGCGUGCGGUGCGUGUCGCGCGAUACACGACGGUCACGAACAGGAUCCCGUACGAAUGUGAGGGUGCGUGUGCGUACAUGUGUGUGUGCGUGUAGAGAGGUAUACUUUGUCGGUGGUGUGAGAGCAAGCGAGCGAGUGCGUGCGCGCGCGCACAGCGUUCGCGUGCGUAUGUGUGCAUGUCCUGUAUGAGGGAGACAGAGGAGCGUAUGUGUGGUGUAUGAGUGCGUGUCGUGUAAUUUCUUCGUGCAUCCUCUUCUUUUCCUUGGUUGGUGGUACCGUUUGUGGUAAACGAGGCCGAAGUGACAGACAGACCGUCCGCGUGUACGAUAUGUCGGAACACCACCGCGUUGCCGGUGGCUGGGGCACAGCGAGCCCAGGAAGCCGCGAGGAUGCCUCCGGUGGUACCGCCUGGUGGCCUUCGGGUUUAAACGCCGUAUCUGCCGAACAACAACAGCAACAACAGCAGCAACAGCAACAACAGCAGAAUUUACAUCAACACCUGAUGAAUCAACAGCAGCAGCAGUUAACGCAACAACAGCAAGCACAGCAACAGCAUCAUCAGGAUAUCGUUAGGAGUACCGCUGCCGCUACCCAGCAGCUUUUCUCCUACAAGAUGGCCUCCAGCUUUCAGAAUCCAGCCACCACGGGCACACAGUCGAAUCCCGUCUCGACGUCUACGCCGGUUGGCUCCUGCAUGAGGGGAGGCUAUGAUUAUAGAUUAGGAACGGGGCCCGGAACAGGCGGAGGUGUACCUGGUACACCUUCCGCACCACCGCCUGGCGUACAGUGGUGGUACCCAGGUGGAGUUAUGGACGCCGGCCAGAACAACCUGCAUCAGCAAUUGCAGGGCCAACAACAGCAGCACCUCUCGCCCAUUACCACACAAACGUCCACGCCCCCCGUUAUGUCCCCGCACCAGAUACAGCAGUUACCGCAGCAGAAUAAUCUCCAGCAAAAUAACGCUCAGAGUUUACAACAACGAGACAAUAUGCCGAGAGGAAAGGAUUCGAAGCCAAGAGGACGGAUGACCGCAUACGCGUUCUUCGUGCAAACAUGUCGUCAAGAACAUAAAAAGAAACACCCCGAGGAAAAGAUUGUCUUUCGAGAAUUCUCUAAAAAGUGUGCAAUGAGGUGGAAGACAAUGUCAGAUAAAGAAAAGAAGCGUUUUCACGAAAUGGCUGAAAAAGAUAAAAAGAGAUACGAUGCAGAGAUGCAAAAUUAUACACCACCGAAAGGAGAAAGUAAAGGCAGGGGCAAAAAACGCAAACACAUCAAAGACCAUAAUGCUCCUAAAAGAUCGCUAUCUGCCUUUUUCUGGUUCUGCAAUGAUGAACGUGGAAAGGUGAAAAUGCUAAAUCCUGAGUUUGGUGUAGGUGAUAUUGCUAAGGAACUUGGUAAAAAGUGGUCAGAUGCAGAUCCUGAAACCAAAUCGAAAUAUGAGGCUAUGGCGGAAAAGGAUAAGGCUCGAUAUGAAAGAGAAAUGACUGCGUACAAAAAGAAAAUGAAAGAUGGUGCACCUGUAGUAGGAGUUCCAGCAAAUACUGUAAAAAGUGACAGUGAAGAAGAGUAUAAAGAAGAUGAUGAAUAGCGGAUGCACGACAAAAUUUCAUCUAUCACCCCGUGUCCUUGAUCCUGAAAGCAUACCUCACCUACUGUACGUACCAUUGAUCUUAGCGUGAGCGUACUUACACCACUAGGAAAACAAAUAACUAAUCACCAGUCCCUGAUUAUUUACAAUAAUAAUUAAAUACCCGCGAUUAUAUUAAUUAUUUUAAAAUUGUAUGUAUGAGAGGUGCGAAAGAAGAUCGUAUGAAUGACAUUUGUAUUUUAACAUAUUGAUAGUAACAUGUAAAAUGGCGUAGGAUAGCAGAAUGAAAAGAUAUGGUGACCCUACUUUCUAUCAGGUGGAAGGCGCAGGGGCUCAAUCAUUGUUGACAUUAUAUUCAAACUAUGUUGAAAGCUGUUGCAGCUAUAUAAAACUGGAUACGGCGGCUCCAUAGUUGGGCGGUAUCAUUCGAAAUAAUUUGGUAUUUAUCAGUUCAGUUCAUUCGCUGCCAGUGUAAGAAGACUUAUUGUAUAUCCUUGUACAGAAUAUUUCUUUAAAUCAAAUCUGUCGCAGGUGGGGUAUGGGGCUGCUUUGUAUGAAUGUAAUUGAUUUAAGUACGUGUCGUAUAGUUGUAAGUAUUAGGAUAAGUAUAUAUUUUAAUGCAACUUCGAUUCUACAUCUGCGUCAACAUGUGAUAGUUUCCACAGACGAUGUAUUCUAAACCACGAGAUUGAGCCUUAUAGCUUAUAAGUGAUCAAAAUCGAAACAAGAUAUUUAAUUCACAACUUCGUGAAAUCAAAAUUGGGCCGGUAACCCAGCCAUGGAGCAGUAGUAUUGUAAAAAAUACUAUACGUAAAACAUAUAAAACACAAUUAAUUCUUAUUCGUAAAAACAAGGCGAUUCGAUUUAUUUUACAUAACUGAUAAAAAUUCGUUUUUAUGUUAUCUUAGUAAUAAUUAUAAUUUCAAAUCUUUUAUAAUCGUAUAAAGUAAUGAAUUUUUGUUCUCAUUGAAAUUAAUGACAGUCGUUGAAGACAAACUAAAGUAGAAUUAUUCUUUGAGUUUUAGCAAAUUGAAGUAGUCCCUGCCCUUACCAUCGUCAUUCUCCCUCUCAUAUUCAUUUUCCAAUAAAACGAAUACGUUAAAAUCCUUUCAGAAUCAUGUGAUUCCGUUCAUUGUUUAAGAAAGUAAGAUAAGGCGUGUCUUGUAUUGCCUCGAGUCAUCUGGUGUACAGCAGGCUGUAUUAUAAUAAAUUAUUGUGGUUUCUUGUAAUAUUAACAUUCCUAGAUCCUAGUGUGUACAGAAUUUAAUCAUUGAGAUUAGAGUCAACUGUGUAAGAAGCAUACCAAAAAAAGCAGGCUAAGUAAUGCAAAUAUGAAUUUCGUGGCCAAGAUUGGUAUGCAAAAUGAAUAUACAAGAGGCUUCUUUACAGUCAGACUGACUUGCACCUUGAUUUGGCUCAGCAGGUAACCACUACUUUUUGACGUAAAAGCUUUUCAUCUCCCGUGCACAUUAUCAUGUAAUGUGUGAUUAUAUAAGCAAAACCUGUUCUAGAGGGAGCUAGAGGAUGAAUACUGUAAAAUAUGAAAUUGUAAUAUUUUAAUACUGAUUUGCAGAUGUGCAUAAUUUUAACAUAGCUGGUUAAAAUGAAUUGUACUGAUACAAAGGUAUCCAUUUGAUGGAGAUAAUUAAUAAAAACAGAUAUUGAAAAUUACGGCAGAAUUUUCUGUGUUAUUAUAGGGGAAUUAUAACAGUUACAAAAGAAUGUUUGUUUUGUAUAUCUCUUAGGAUAAAUAAACUUUUAAAAAAAUA
Molecule: messenger RNA, 3555 nt
Organism: Bombus impatiens (common eastern bumble bee)
Lineage: Eukaryota; Metazoa; Arthropoda; Insecta; Hymenoptera; Apidae
Product: high mobility group protein DSP1
Exons: 5
Coding region: 416-1786 (456 amino acids)
Biological process (GO): regulation of transcription by RNA polymerase II
Molecular function (GO): DNA binding, bending
Source: RefSeq, a predicted model, not a curated record